CGCACGCGCAGCAUCACGCGCUUUCAGUGGGAAUGCAGGCGAGAGACGGAAUAUGUAAGUGCAAUGAUGGCGACAGCAGCAGAGGAGAUCUCAGAAAACACUGAGACACCAGUGUCGUUCAAAAGCGCAAGGAAAAACCAGGAUAGACCCUGGAAACUGAGCUUAAUUUAUCUGCAGUGCUAUUUUUUAACUAUUGCUACAAUACUGGGGACCGGGAUCCUGGGACUGCCUGUAACUAUUGCUCGGGCAGGUCUGGUGCCUUUCCUCAUCUCCUUCCUUAUAGGCUUUCUAGUGCAGGCUCUGCUUAUAUACCUGUUUGUAGAUUUGCUGCAGCGAUGCCGUUUAGCUCAACUUGAGGCACUGAAGACUGCAGAGACAGAGAGGAUUUUAAUGGAAGAAGUUGGGUCUGCAGAACCUCCGACACAAAAUGCAGAAGAGGAAGAAGAUGGGGAAGAAGUGGAAGAAGCAGAUACAGGUCUUCUGCAAAGGGACGUCACAGCACGGAGGCAAGAUGAAGACCUUCAGCCAAAUCUGCACAUGCUGGGAGUUCUCUUCCUGGGCAAACACACCAGCCGUGCAUUCAACUUUGUUUUGCUCUUUCAAUUUGUGUCCAUCGGGAUCAGUUACGUCCUGGCGGGAAGUGAGGCCUACGCUGCAGUGUUUCAUACCAGUCAUGUCUACGUGAUCCCUGCAUUUACAUGGACUCUCUCGUUGGGUAUUCUUCUGGCCCAGAUCAUCAUUCAGCCCAUCACGUCACUUCUGACGCUCCUCAAAGGAAUCCUGCUGCUCAUUACAGUGGCUGUGACAUUUGUUGUGGGUUCAGAGGUUCACCAAGAGACCACGAAUGACUUCAGCCAAAUCGGGAAACCUUUUCUAAUGGGAACAGUCGCUCUCGGUGGGAUUGUCAACGUCAUGCCUUUUCUAUUUUCAGAAAUCUCCCAUGUUAAAGCUCAGGUUUUAUGGUUCAGAAGAGCUGUACUUGGAGGACUUGCUACAUGCACACUCUUAAAUAUAUUAUGGUGUUGGGCAGUUUUAGAGAUUGUUCCCCAGAUGGCCGUGGAGUCACUGCUGGAGGAGAAACUCUUAAAUAGCAGCGCAGGACAAACAGAGACGACUCAUUCAGUACACACAUUUAUCUACUCCAACAUCUCCCUAGAGGAAUCAGAAAAGGCAGGGGAGAUAGCGACGAUACCUCUAACCAAGAUCAUAACACAGAAGUACAGCCGCUUCUCGUGGGUGGCAGAGUUGAUCCAGAUCUUCAUCACCAUCAGUAUAACCGUGAGCUUCCUCGUGAUGGGCACAGCCAUGAAACACACCAUCGACGGCCUCGUCGGCACACGCUGGCUGGAGAAUGCGGAAUGGAUGGCGAGAAUCAGCGCGAGGCUAUUGCCCCAUAGCUCACGCUGGAGGACAUCAGCCCAGAGCUUACAGCACUGCAGACGGUUCUUCAGCAGUUUCAUGUCCUUUUUGGCUUUCGGCCUCAUUUUUGUCGUGUCAGCUUGCGAUCCGAAGGGAUUUGUUGUGAUGCUUGACAAAGUGGUCUCCUUCUCCUUAAACACGGAGGUGGGCUUGUUCAUCUUCCUCAUGCUGAGAAGCUCCAGAUCCGAGCGCUUCAAGCAUCUGACGGUGCCUCUGGCGCCGAACGAGAGACUCUUCAGGCUCCACUGGCUGCUGCCCGUCUACUUCCUGUUCGCCGUGGCUUACGACGUCUUCCAGAGCGUCCUAGAGAUCACUAAAAACAUGUCGCUCGUCCUUCACACCAAUUCUUCUCUUGGAUGAGAGACAUAUCAGGUGGGAGUUGCUGGGAAGGGAGGCGACACACUGCUCCAAACCGGGACUUGACAGAGGGCAAUAAGAAUGGGAGGUAACAUGAGGACAAGAUCUAAACUGCCAGGAUUCCUGUAGGACCGUGGGGAUUGCGUAACGUUUUCUGCCCUCCUCCAGCACUUUAAAGACUCUGUUAGGCAUGUCGUUUAGAAAAACAACGUGACUUGUGUGUUCUUAUAGAAUGAAGCAGUUUGAAAAUAACAUUCUUACAAAGGUUACAAAACAAACCAGCUCCUUUCUAGAACUGAUUAAACAAAAAAAAAAAAAAGUGAGAAUAAUUAUCUUUAUUGACAGACUCAUUUGUUUCAACAUAAUUUUGAAGCUAAUUAGCAUACCUACAUGUGCGCACUCAACAGUAAUUAUUGCAAAUCUACUGUUACUACAAAUAGUAGCAAGUCAUCAGCAUUUUGUUUUUGAAUCUAUGUGAAAAUGUUACUAUCCGGCUAAUGAUUUCAUGUGCUGUAGCAUGUGCUGAGGAUGUUUAAUGACCUCAUUUGCCUCUGUUAACAAGUGACAUAAAAUGUGGCCUGACUGCCUGCAGCUAGAGAGGUAAACUGUGAGUAAAGCGGUUGACCCUACAGCCUACACAAGUCUUUCUGUAGUGUGAAUCACUAAAUUCAUCACCAUGUCAGACCAAAGGUGAGGCAUUGAAGUGUAUGUCAAAGGACAAAUGCGUUAUGAGCUGAAAAGCAGAAUGCAAUGCAGCACCUCGAGGUUUGAAUGUCACAAAACCUGUCAAGAACAUUUCACCACAAAAACAAAAGAAAUAAGAAAACAUUUAUUUUAAUAGUUGCAAUUAAUAUUUUAAAAAUUUCACCCAAUUCUUUAACCAAAAAAAACUACUGUAAAAAGUAAAAAGUUUAGAAACAUGAUGAGUGUUUAUGGAGAAAUGUGCUUAUUUUUCAUAUGAAUAAAUGUUGCAAAAAGGAAAUGUACUAACGUUCGA
Molecule: messenger RNA, 2773 nt
Organism: Labeo rohita (rohu)
Lineage: Eukaryota; Metazoa; Chordata; Actinopteri; Cypriniformes; Cyprinidae
Exons: 19
Coding region: 64-1779 (571 amino acids)
Source: RefSeq, a predicted model, not a curated record